Phalaenopsis equestris is the source of this 1194-nucleotide messenger RNA. RefSeq lists its product as uncharacterized. Bases 1 to 1194 code for a protein of 397 amino acids. The record is from RefSeq and is a predicted model, not a curated record. The transcript has 2 exons. NCBI's taxonomy places the organism in Eukaryota, Viridiplantae, Streptophyta, Magnoliopsida, Asparagales, Orchidaceae.
AUGAAUAAGCAUUGCAGAGGUGGGAACCUAAUACUUAAAUUCGAUAUUAGAAAGGCUUAUGAUACCAUCAACUGGGAUUUCAUUGAGGAAGUGUUGUAUGCUAAGGGAUUUAAUGAACAAUUUAUCUUGCUGAUACAUAGAUGGCUAAGAAAUAACUCUCAGUCUGUGUUUAUAAAUGGUAAAUCUCAUGGUUUCCUCACCUCAUCUAGAGGAAUCAAGCAAGGUGACCCACUGUCUCCAACUAUCUUCAUCAUUACUUUUGAUUUCUUCUCUAAAAUGUUGAAUCAGCUCAUGGUUUCAUCCCCUCAUACACUCUACAGUCAUAGAUCUAACAUUGCUGUGAAUCAUUUAGCAUUUACUUAUGAUGUUAUUAUCUUUGCCAAAGCAACCAAACCCGCUGUUAAAUUGGUUCUUCAAUGCCUGGAGAAGUUACAGCAAUGUUCUGGUCAGAGGAAGCAAAUGCAUUGGACCAGUUGGCAAAAGCUGUGUGGAAGCACUAGGGCUGAUGGGCUGGGUUUCAAAAGCCUCAUUCAGAUGUCUCAAAUCAAUUUUUGUAAGCUUUGGUUGAUGUUCAAAGCUCAGAGUUCUCUUUGGGCUAAUCUUUUGAAGGGCAAAUACUGUGAAGAGGUGCACCCCUCCCUUGUUAAUAAAAGACUUGGGGAUUCUAGGGCCUGGACCAAUAUGCUAAAAGUAAGAUCUCAGGUUGAAAACCUAUUCAUCUGGAAAAUUGGAGAGGGCAAGCUUAAUAUUUGGCUGGAUAAUUGGACUGGUGAGGGUUUAAUCAACACUUCAUCUAACCCUCAAUUUAAUCCUGCAACUCAGGUGGCUGAAAUAUGGUUCAAUGGUGAUUGGAAUCAGCAAGCUUUACAGAAUAUACUGGAUAACAAAACUUUACAGAAGGUUAUGAAAAGCAGCAUUGAUAGAGAAAGUAAAGAUAUCCUGAUUGUGAAAAAGAAGGUAUCCCAGUCUUUAUCUGCAGCCAUUGCUAACUUUUGUUUUCCUCAACAUAGAGACAGUUGGAGUAAAUGCGUGUGGAAUAAAUUCUUAUCCCCUUCAAUGUCAUUUUUCUCUUGGAGAUUACUCCAUGGCUUUCUGCCCACAGAUGAUAUACUGAAGUUAAAAGGUUUGAGAGGUCCUUCUAGAUGUGGGUUAUGUAAAUCCCAAGAGGAAACUAUUAAGCACUUAUUUUUCUAA